CCUGACCACUCAGCCUAUAGGCGACGUUCGAACCUCCAACUCAAACUGAGGCCAGUAUGAAGGCAACGACUCUCCUGCUGUUGAUGGUAGCUCUCGUCGUAUCGUCCGUCAACGCGGGCUACCACUACGGAGGCUACGGCGGCGGAGGAGGCUAUGGGGGCGGAGGCUAUGGCGGUGGAGGUUACGGCGGUGGCGGCGGUUACGGCCGCGGUCAUGGCGGAUAUGGCAAGGUCAUCGUCAUUCACGGUCAUGGUGGAUAUGGUGGCGGUGGUUACGGUGGCGGAUACGGAGGCGGAUAUGGCGGUGGUUACGGUGGGCACGGGUGGUGGUAGGCGAGCCACGCCCAGCUGAGUGCUCUAUGAUCCGUGCAAGGCUGCAGUUCCAAGGUUCUGGAACACAGCUGUGGUGUGUACAAAUGACUUCGGGUGAAUACAGCAGUUCAAGUGGCACCAUAUAUUUUAAAUAAAGUACU
Messenger RNA from Dermacentor andersoni, 472 nucleotides. The record is from RefSeq and is a predicted model, not a curated record. NCBI's taxonomy places the organism in Eukaryota, Metazoa, Arthropoda, Arachnida, Ixodida, Ixodidae.